Loa loa (African eye worm) is the source of this 351-nucleotide messenger RNA. RefSeq lists its product as hypothetical. Lineage: Eukaryota; Metazoa; Nematoda; Chromadorea; Rhabditida; Onchocercidae. The coding region runs from base 1 to 351 and encodes 116 amino acids. The transcript is spliced from 7 exons. The record is from RefSeq and is a predicted model, not a curated record.
AUGUUUCCAGCAUCUGAAAGUCUUUCGUCUUACGUGGCUACUUUUUUUAAAAGAAAAGAACGAAAAGCUGUAUUUAUCGUGCUCAAAAAUUCAAAUCCACCCAUAGGAUACAUUACUUACUUUCAAUCAGGCAAAUGCAUGCUUUCACCUUCUUCAUCUUUAAAUGGCAGUAUACCGUAUGCUUUGAAAAUCGAUGCCUUUUCCCCAUCGUUUAAUCAAUUCUUGGCAUCAGCAUCAGAGGAAACAAAAUUAAACCAAAAACAAAUUUACCAAAUUAAUUUCGUUGGAAUUAUUGGUGAUGUUGUUGUAACAGUGACUUUUAGCAUCAAUAAUUGGACUGGAAUGAAUUAA